Molecule: messenger RNA, 1347 nt
Organism: Tripterygium wilfordii
Lineage: Eukaryota; Viridiplantae; Streptophyta; Magnoliopsida; Celastrales; Celastraceae
Exons: 3
Coding region: 1-1347 (448 amino acids)
Source: RefSeq, a predicted model, not a curated record
AUGGCAGCAAAAGUUCCAGUUGAAACGAUGGGUGAUCUUGACAUCCCCACUAUUCCGGAAUCCCCAUCUUGCAUUGUACUUCCGACGGCAGCUAGGAACUACGAGCUUAAGACCAUACACUUUAACAUGAUGCCUUCUUUUCAUGGAGUUACUGAGGAGCACUUGAGGUUGAAGAUCUUCCCUUACACUAUGAAGGACAAAGCAAGGACAUGGCUCAACAGUUUGAGACCGGGUUCAUUGACGACAUGGACUGAGCUACAAAAUAAAUUUUUAGAAAAAUUUUUCUCAACUCAGAAAACUGAUGCUCUCAGGGACAAAAUCAUGCAGUUCGAACAACAACUUGAUGAGUCAUUUUCUGAGGCAUGGGAGAGGUUUAAUAACCUGUUAACUCAGUAUCCCCAUCAUGCUUUGCCUUUAUUAGUGUUGAUGCGUAUUUUCUACAAGGCACUGACAGUUUCUAGCAAAGCUGCAAUUAAUAAUUAUGCGGGGGGAUCGACUAGGAAUAUGACUCCAACCGAAUGUCAAACUUUAUUUGAGAGACUUGCUAUUGAGACACAACAUUCGGAAGUAAGAGGUAAGAGAGCAGGUGUGUAUGAAAUUUCCAAUUCUCUUGCACCAAAAUCGCAGGUUGAUGCCAUCUCUACCAAGUUGGACAUGCUUCUAGCAAUGAAUAGGCAUACGACUCAAGGAGUGGAUUUCCCAGAGUUUGUGCAAGAGCAAGCAAAUAUGAUGAACUCCUAUAAUCGGAAUCCAAGGUUUGAUCCCUACUCUAACUCCUACAAUCUAGGUUUUCGGGUACAUCCAAACUUUUCUUGGAAUAACACCCAAAACCAAGCCAAUCCACCAACCACCACAUUGGAGGACAUGGUGCUGCAGUUGACAAUUAACCAUCAGAAAUUGGAGGCACAAGUGGGUCAAAUCGCUGAAGCAUUGAGUCAAAGGGAGGCUGGAAAGUUUCCAAGCCAAACUGAGAUCAAUCCGAACAAUAGGGAGCAUGCCAUGGCUAUCACACUUUGUGAUGAGCAACAAAGCCGAGUUGCUACAAAAUUGGAAGAGCAGAAAGUUCAAGCACAAGAGCAGCCACUUCAACAGUCACGUCGUGCAAUCAUGUAUGGGUUGCCUGACCCCGAUAAACCUGCUCCACCUAUGAGACCUUAUGUUCCUCCAAUCCCGUUUCCAGGGCGUCUUAGGAGAAAUAAAGAAGAAAUGUCAUCAUUGCAAAAGACAAUCCCAAAGACGGAUGUGGAACCUUCUGUUGUGCAAGAAAAGAAGAAAGAGCGCUCAAAGAGACCUCAGUGGGCAUCCAAUUGGCUGAUCGAUCUAUUCGAUAUCAUAAGGAAGUAUUAG